GAACCUACCGAUUGAUAGACCGCAAUUGAUGGCCAUAAGAGAGCCCAACUCUCGCGAGAAAGCGCCGCCAUUUUUAUGACUUCCUCGUUUGUUGAUUGAUUUGUCAGAAAUGAAAACCAGUUUUUCUUGACAAUUUGCAAUGUAAUGUACACAGGAAAAUGCCGUUUAUACAGCGAAUAGUAGAACCGAUCCACGUUAGUCGCGUGGAAGUGGACAAAUCAGUGACAAAUGAGUUAGAAUGUGUGACUAAUCAUUCAUUGGCUAAUAUUAUACGUCAAUUAAGUUCACUAAGUCAGCAUGCGGAGGACAUGUUCUCUGAUUUGUACAGGGAGACUACUACUUUUUUCAAUAGAGCUAGUGAACUAAAUAACAGAGUUGAGCAUUUAAGAAUUAAAGUUACACAACUUAACCCAACAGAAGAAGAAGUGUCAUUACAAGAUAUUCACUUGCGAAAGCCUUACCAGAGUUCAAAGCAGCAUGAUCAACAGGUGGUGUCACGUAUCACAAUACCUAAGGCUAUACAAGAUGUCUAUAAUAGAUGUGAGAAACCACCUGCCUUAGAUAAACUCAAUGUCUACAGAGAGGAUGGUAAAGAUUGUAUGAAAUUCUACACAGAUCCUUCCUAUUUCUUCGAAUUAUGGUACUCCGAAAUCAAGAAAGAUAUAGAAAACAGAAAGAAAGAUUUGAAGGCAAAGAGAGUGAAAAAGAGUCGGUCCCCUGCUGGUCACAAGGCAGUCAAACCAAAGCCGGUACAGACCAGAGCAGAAAAAUACAAAGAUAAGAAAAUGGGCGAGGAAUUUCGUUCAGAUUAUAAUGUACCAGUAACUCAACCUAGUUCUGGGAAAGGACAUGAAGUGCCUCCUGGGUACACAAGACAAAACUCAAUGGGUAACAGACCAGAGCAGCUUAGUGUUAGACAGGGUGGAGAUCAGGUACCUGGACAGACACUUGAACAGAAUCAUAUAGAUAACCAAAUGAAUGGACCGUAUACUGUACAUCCUCAGUACCAAAUAGAUCAGCAAGAUCCUAAUUAUAAUGCACAGAUUCAGUAUCGUGGCUCUCAAAAGAUGCAUCCAGCUCAAAAUCAAAAUCAAUCUCCUCGGGACAGGCGUCAGUCUCAGAAACAAGGAAAUAUAGCUAGUCCUAGUAGACCAAAUGUUGCUCCCCCACCACCUCCUCCCAUGGAUCAAGGUUACAUUCAAAGAAAUGACCGAGGCAGUAUGUCACCACAGAGGGACAGUUUGCCCCCUCCCCCACCACCACCUCUGGUCGGGAAUGGUCACCAGAAUGCUUCUCAGAUUAGAAACACUCAAUUAAAUGAUAUAGUGUAUCAAGGUGGCUCUCCAAGACACAUGUCUCCAGGGAGAGACUCUGACUUGCCUCCACCACCUCCACCUCCAAUGUCACCAGACAGUCCAGAGAUGCCCCCACCCCCUCCUCCUCCCCCUAUGGCACAUCAGACUCCUCCUCCUCCACCCUUACAGCAAACAAAUGUUCCCGCCCCUCCUCCUCCACCCCCACCACCACCUGCUCCAAUGGCACCGCCCCCUAUGAAUGGACAGCCUGAUACUAUGUCAAUAUCGUCAGGGAACAGCAAUUACUCGAGCACAGCUAGUGCAAGGGAAAUGGAGGCACCAGAACCACCAAAGAUUACAGCAAGAAAUGCUCUGUUAGAUGAGAUUAGACUUGGUGACUGGAACAAGAAGUUGAGAAAAACUGAGGAGAAGAAACAAGAGACUGUGUCACAGAACAGGUUUGAUGUUCAUGCUGUGAUGACGCGAGCAUUUGAUAUGAGAAGAAAAGCUGUAGAAGACAGUGAGUCAGAGGAUGAUGAUGAAGAUGAUGACUGGGCUGAUUAAUGACUUUGCUUGUAGUGAACCAAUUCUAGAGUGGACUAGACUGCCAUUGAUGAUCUGUGCUGAAACUCCUAUCAAGUGUGAUACAUAUACAGUUUGACACAAACAGAAUACUUGAGUGUGAUAUUCAGCUAGAGAGUCUGAGUAGACUUCAACAUGGAUUACUGUAAUAAUUAUAGGGAAUAUAAAGAAAUUUGUUGAAUAUUUGUAUAUUUUGAGAGGUAUUUAAGCUAUAUAAAACAUUUAACAAAGUAACCAGGCUAGUAUGAUAACCUCAUUUUCAUCUACUUUAAGUAUCCCCCUAUUUUUUUACCAUCUACUCGUGCACUUCCUUGAUUUUCCAGUGAUAUGAUAAAUAAAUGGGGUAAAAUGAGAGCAGAUGUGAUCAAGUGUUACAGAGAUAGAGUUAUGUUAUAGAAUAAUUUAUGAACAGCUGUAAUUGAGAUGUCCUGUGGGAAUGAUAUUUGCUCUAAUUUGUUUUCAUUUCUGUAACUACUAAAUGUCAAACAAAUGUCAGAUAUUUUAAAAGUAAGUUUGUGCCUGAAAGAACAUGUCUAUAUAUCAAUCUUGGCAAGACUGUUAAUCAUUUUAGGGGGAAUAAAAAUGAAAAUUUGAACUAACUGAAAAGUGAACAAUUGCAGACCAUGAUUGGAUGGCAUGUAUUUGUCAGCUGAUGUUGGUCUGUACUGGUCACAUGGGUAGAAUAUGAAGUCGCGGGCAGGCUAAGGGUCAGAGAACAGAUUUGUUUGGUGAUAUUCAGAACUUACGACAUAUUUUAUCUACAUUUGCAAACAUUUAAAACAUUAUACCUAAUUGUACAAACACGGGCAAUUGUUAAUUGGUACACAAGAUCAAAUAACAUUGAAAGUAACAUAUCAACAGGAUGGUAUCAACAGGAUGGUAAUCUAAAUUUAUCCUUCAAAUAUUGUCAUAUUUUUGUAGUAGUCACUACAAAUAAUGAAUGCAGGUGUCCAGGGUAAUAACAUCUGAUAUUUGAGUUCUAUGUAGAUCAUUUCUUGUUACUAACAGUAAAAAUAACACAAAAUUCAAGCAAUGAACAUGUGUUCGUAAAUAUGUGUGUGUUAAUGCCAAUUUUAAUGUACCAUUAUGUCUUCAAAUUUAAAUCACUUCAGAAGGUAUUGUGUAUGCACUACUUGUGAAUUAUUGUAAAAAUCUUUAUUUUGGCAUUCAUAAUGAAGCAAUUGUAAUGGUGUUUUAUAAAGUAUUUUUUUAUUUGUUUCAUUGUUGAUAAUGUGUUAAUAGUCAAAAUAUUAAGAAAAAAUUGCUCCAAAAGAAUGUAAAUUGGUUGUAAUGUAUUUCUAUGCUUUAAUCUCUAUUCACUAACAUACAGGGCAUUUAUUACAGUGUAUAUAUGAAUUGUUUUAUACACCUUCCAUAUAUAGAGUUGCCAUAAAACUUUUACAGUGUUGAUGUGUACCUAGAACUUCACCUGUGAAACAAGAACACUUUCUAUAUAGCAAUUUUAUCAUGAUCAAGUAUCAUACAUCAUUAUCAGUUAUAAUAGGACUGCUUGCAUGAGAAAACAACCCCGAAAGUCAUGCAUACUAUUUUUUAAAUGACAUCUAGAGGGUGUUGUUGUUGUUUUUGUUGUUUCUUAAUAAAGAAAGUUAAUUUUUUAACUCUUUGAAACAAUAAAAAAACCAAUGGAGGUCUGCUUAUCCUUAACCAAUCACAUUUGUCUUCAAUAUGUGAAAGGUAAUUCAGAUUUUGAUUUUUAACGUCUUUAGACUUCAUCGUAAAAAUUAAGUUAAUGCAAGCAAUGGAAUUUAUUUUUUAGUUUUUGUAAGUGAAUAAAUUCACACAUAUUAAGUAGAACAAAAUUAAUUGGUUACUUCAGAAAAUUACAACUUUGUAACUAGUAAUCAUUUUCUUGUUAAAAAAAACAAACAAACAGAAUGUUUUUUUAUUGUUGUUUUUGUCAAGUUUCAUACUUGAAUGGGACAACCAAGAUAUAUUGUUCGAUUAUGAAACAUUGCAUGGAAAUUAGGUCAGUGAAGUAAUGACCUUUAAUAAUUGAAUCAUCGUAUUUUUCCUCUUUGUUUAGUUUUGUAAUGGCUGAGUCAACAAUUGCCACAGAAUAAUUGAAGUAUUAAUGAAUUCAAUUCAUAAAACAAUGUCUUCCUUCAUAAAAAAAAAUUGUCAUUUUCUUUCGAAACAAAAUACAUGUAUUUUAGAUUGUGUUAUAACAAAUUUGUAAAUACUCCAUUAUUGUAGCUACCAAUUUCUUUACAAGUGCAAUAUGUUACUGUUUAAAUUUAGUUGAUCAUCUCUGGGUGGUAGAAAUUUUGUCUACUUUGUAGGUAUAAAUAUCAACAUAUGGAUACAGAAAAUUAUUUGCCUGAUUCUGAAAUAUCUUGAAAUACAUUGUAUAAUAUUUCUUUUGUAAUAUUUUAUUAUUCAUACCAAGAUAUAUUUUAGAGGUAUAAAUGUACAGUAAGCAUCAAGGAAGUCAAUUGCUUCUGAAUACAGCACUCUUGUGUGUGUUAUUUUCAUAUAUAAAACAUUCAGACUAUGGUAAAAUAAAGCAUGUGUAGUGUAUUUUAUUUAUAUUAUACAUAUACGUAGCAUUCAGAGAUGAUGAACUAGACCUAGCUUUCUUGUAUAAAGUUCAUUGGGGGAUGUUUAUUUUUUGUAUUUAGUGAGCCAGAUAUGUAGAAAGUCAUGUAAUAUACCCUAGAUAGUUGUAGUUUGUAUAUAGGAUAUUAUUAUUAUAUAAGUAAUUUGUACAGCGUAUUCCCACACCAUACAGUCUUCUAUACCCACUAUAGUUUCCCUAUAUCUGUGUAAAAGUUGUUAAUAAGAUUUUAUUGAUGUAUCAAAGAGCAUAAUGGUUUGAUGUACAAUAAUAGUCACAGUUAUCAUACAUGAUUCACAAUGAUUAGAUCAUACUCUAGCCAUGCUAAAUAUAUUAAACGAAUUUGUCCAUCUUCAUUCUGGACAAAUGCAUUCAUCAAUAUAAGGAUAUAUUUCUCUAUAAGCCAAUAAUAUAAACCAUGUUGAGAUGACAUGACCCAGCACAAAAUUGCUGGUUAAUGUUGGUCUACAUAGGUUUAUUAAUGUCCUGCCAGCAGAAUAAAAGUUUAAUACUAACUAUUGUACCUUAGAACAUUCACUCUUAUAUUAACUUUAAUACAGUUCCUUAUAUAAUGAAAUCAAACUUUUUACACCCAUGUAGUCUAAGCAAGCUCAGCAUUGUUGACUGCUAAGAUUUAAUAUUGAAAUCCCUAAAAUUUAUAGAUGGACUGUUUCAAAAUCAUAGAUGAGAAAGUCCAUUAAACAAAUUAAGAAGGGUGAGAGCUAUAUGUACAUGUUUAACCAGGAAUGGAACCAGUUUUUGUGUUAAGAUACAGAAAAUAUGUGUAGAUUAAUUACCUUAAUUGGUGCCAUGCUUGUUAGAUAGAAUCUCAGGUUGAAAGGGGCAAAAAACUUGAGGUGUUUAGGGCACUAAAUAUAUAAUUUGUUUAUGUUAACUUACAUUGGUUAGUUGUUACCCUAUAUUCAUGUAAAUGUCCAGAAUAUUUGCUUUAUCUGUUGACUUGAUUUUUUUCUUUUUAUUUUAAAUCGAAACACUAUUCUUGUAUAAACAGACACAUUUUCAAUAUUGUUUCACCCUCUUCUUUAGUUAUCUCACCUAUUUAUUCUUGAUGAUUUAAAGUUACUCAAUAAAUGGCGACAGGAACAAAAGAAAUGUUAUUAAGUAGACUGUUUUAUCACUGUAAUAUUACCAGUAAUUCAAAUUUAAUUCUUUAUGAUAUGUUAUUUCCCUUUUAUCCAGAUUUUUGGAAAAUAAAUUGUUUGUUUUUUUCUGGAAGAUUUUUUAAUUGACACACAACAAGGUGUGUACUAACGGUGUGAAGUAAUGAUGUUUGUGUUUUCAGAAUGUGUAGUUAGAUAACAACCCUGCAGCUACUUUAUAAAAAUACUGCUUUAUUUUUGUGUGAUUAUUUUAUGCAUAUUUUUCAUGCAUACUGGUUGAGUUUUGUUUGUGUUUCAAGGUCUUGCCUUACCUAGAAGAACUAUACAAGUGUUUGUUUGUGUAGUUUUUGUCUUGUGUUGCUUUUGUAUUGUGUUGUUUAAUUUUUUCUCAAAAAACGAGCUGCACUGUUUUGUAUAUUCUUUUAAUGAAGUCAAUUCAUUUGCUUAGGACUUUUGUUUUUGAAUUAAAAUUUCUUUUAGUUCUUCCAGACAAACUUCAUGCAUGCUUCAAGUAGGGCAUUGUAUGGUACUUGAACAGGCAGGUUGAAUAGUUUGAGGUAUACCAGAAUCAUCCUUACUUCUCCACAUUAUAAAUAGUAGCAAAUUGAUUUUCAUUUAAUUGCAGCAAAUACUGAAUGGAUGUAAAAUAAAAAUGAAAUUAGAUUUAAAAAUCAAGACAGAAAUAUUGAUUUGUAAAAUAUCUUGUAUAUGUUUGAGAAACUGAAAACAGAAGAAUGAGAACACUUGAAAUUAAGUAUGUUGUUAUUAUCAACAAUUGGAGCGUAAGUUAUUCUGUUAUGAAGUCAUUCUGUAGUCUUGUGUGAUAUUUUUGUUUUAUGUUACACAGAGCUGAUAAUGUUUUUGUUGUGUAGUAGUGAAUGAAUAUUCAUUUUUAUUAGUUACAUACACAAGAUUUCUUUUAGCUGAAAUAAAAUUGUACUUUUUUUACAGUUCACA
Molecule: messenger RNA, 6530 nt
Organism: Ruditapes philippinarum (Manila clam)
Lineage: Eukaryota; Metazoa; Mollusca; Bivalvia; Venerida; Veneridae
Product: actin-binding protein WASF2-like
Exons: 7
Coding region: 159-1859 (566 amino acids)
Biological process (GO): positive regulation of Arp2/3 complex-mediated actin nucleation; actin cytoskeleton organization
Cellular component (GO): cytoskeleton; SCAR complex
Molecular function (GO): Arp2/3 complex binding; protein kinase A regulatory subunit binding; actin binding
Source: RefSeq, a predicted model, not a curated record